This is a messenger RNA of Linum tenue, 731 nucleotides long. NCBI's taxonomy places the organism in Eukaryota, Viridiplantae, Streptophyta, Magnoliopsida, Malpighiales, Linaceae. The record is from the annotation of a GenBank genome assembly.
UAUCGAUUAUUGGUUCUAUUUUCAUCAAAGCUGAGGUUUUGAUUCUCUAUACGGGAUUCACAAUUCUUAAUUGUGCAGGCUCAAUUUUUCGUUCUAGCUAAGAUUGUGAGAGACUCGCUGGUGGUAAGAAGUGACACCCACUUAUCCAUUACUGCAACAUCCAGUAGUGCGAGACCCAUUUUCCUCUUAACCUAGUCCAUUGUUGAUGGAGCCUAUUAUUAUACAGACAAGAUGCAACCAUCAUCUCUUUUACAAGGCAAUAUUGAAGACUGGGAAUCAAACUUUAGGAACAGAGUUUCCCAAAGUGCACUUGAGGAUCUUGGUUAUUGAAGGAGCUGGAUUUCUUGGCUCCAAUCUUGUUCACAAGUUGAUGGAGAAUUAAAAGAGAUGCUUCUUAGGGGUCCUAAGAAUGCUCGUAAAGCACUUUGGUUCAGCUCUUGGUGUGCCACACAAGUACUCUAAAACCUUGUUCCAUGUUGAAGGGAAGGAAUUCGCAGAAAGCUAGAUGCAUGAGGCACAACAGGGAACAUGUGCGUCAUGGUCUUUCAAAAUCUUUAAUUGUCUGUAAAACUUUCAUUUUAAGAUGAACUUAUAAGGUUGUCCUUCAAAGUGGAACAUGCGGAGGCAAUGUGAAGACUAGAAUGUUAUGUUACUUUGCAAAAUUGUUAUUUAAGGAUUAUUACAGAGAUACUGAAUAUUUUGUGUUGACUUCAAUAUUCGUGACUAUGGUG